Molecule: messenger RNA, 1092 nt
Organism: Moesziomyces antarcticus
Lineage: Eukaryota; Fungi; Basidiomycota; Ustilaginomycetes; Ustilaginales; Ustilaginaceae
Product: mannitol-1-phosphate dehydrogenase
Exons: 4
Coding region: 1-1092 (363 amino acids)
Molecular function (GO): oxidoreductase activity; zinc ion binding
Source: RefSeq, a predicted model, not a curated record
AUGUCCAAAGAUCCUCGCGAGACGCAGCUGGAGCUGGCGCCGACCAACCGCGUGGCCAUCUUCCACGAGCACGGCGGCCCGGACAAGAUCUCGAUCCAGCAGCUCGACACGACCAAGCAGUCGGAGCUCAACGCGGGCGAGGUGCUGGUCAGAGUUCUGUAUACGGGAGUGUGUCACUCGGACCUGCACGCACUGCAAGGCGACUGGCCUGCGCCUACCAAGCUGCCGCUGAUUGGCGGACACGAGGGCGCGGGUAUCGUCGUGGCGCUCGGACCGGGCUCGCAAGAGUACGUGCAAGUCGGCGACCGCGUUGGCAUCAAGUGGAUCGCCGACGCCUGCCUCAACUGCGAAUGGUGCCGCCUCACACACGAGAUCAAUUGUGCACAGUACAAGCCCAGCGGAUAUGCUGUGGAUGGAACGUUCCAGCAGUACGUGCGGCAUACGGCGCGGUACCUGACCAAGAUCCCCGACGCUUUGCCGCUCGACCAGGCUGCUCCGAUCCUGUGCGCCGGCGUGACCAUCUACCGCGCGCUCAAGGAGGCGCAUCUGCAGCCGGGCAACUGGGUUGUCAUCCCCGGCUCGGGCGGUGGACUGGGCCAUCUUGGCGUACAGUACGCUCGCAACGCCGGUCUGCGCGUCAUCGGCAUCGACACGGGCGACGACAAGAAAAAGAUGAGCCUCGAGCUCGGGUGUGAAGUCUUCGUCGACUUCAAGUCUACUUCCGACGUGCCUUCUGCGAUCAAGGAGGCUACUGGGGGUGCGGGAGCCCAUGCGGCGGUGGUGGCAGCAGCUACAUCGGCGGCGUACGAGCAGGCGCUCGACUACCUGCGCCCGCGCGGGACGCUGGUGAUUGUCGGCAUGCCCAACUCGAUCCUGCCCGUGUCGAUCUUCAAGACGGUCUUGUUCACGCACCGCAUUGUGGGAUCCGCGGUGGGCAACCGCCAAGACGCUGUCGAGGCGCUCGAGAUCGCGGCUACCGGCCGCGUCAAGGUGCAAUUCACGCUCAAGGGUCUGAGCGAUCUCCCGGACGUAUUCCAGGCCAUGAUCGAUGGCAAGAUCGCUGGUCGUGUCGUGCUGGAUGUCGACAAGUAG